This is a messenger RNA of Paraphaeosphaeria sporulosa, 3861 nucleotides long. Its product is annotated as P-loop containing nucleoside triphosphate hydrolase protein. Gene Ontology annotation, biological process: double-strand break repair; chromosome organization involved in meiotic cell cycle; telomere maintenance via recombination. Gene Ontology annotation, molecular function: single-stranded telomeric DNA binding; double-stranded telomeric DNA binding; G-quadruplex DNA binding. Bases 1 to 3861 code for a protein of 1286 amino acids. The transcript is spliced from 20 exons. Gene Ontology annotation, cellular component: Mre11 complex; condensed nuclear chromosome. The record is from RefSeq and is a predicted model, not a curated record. Lineage: Eukaryota; Fungi; Ascomycota; Dothideomycetes; Pleosporales; Didymosphaeriaceae.
AUGUCGCGAAUCGAGCGCAUGCAGAUCCAAGGCAUCCGCUCUUUCGGACCGCAGACGGGCGAGACCAUCGUCUUCAACACACCACUUACUCUCAUUGUUGGCUGGAACGGCUCCGGCAAGACUACCAUCAUCGAAUGUCUCAAAUAUGCCACCACAGGCGAGCUGCCGCCGAACAGCAAGACUGGAGGAGCCUUCAUUCACGAUCCAAAGCUAACAUCCUAUGAUGAGGUUAUGGCCCAGGUCAAGCUCUCCUUCCGUCGCAAGAUGCAGCUCAACGUCCGGAAGAAUGCCCGAUCACAGAAGACGCUAGAGGGCUCCUUGCUGAUGCGCCGCAACGGCGUCAAAGAGUCCAUUUCUUCCCGCGUAGCUGAGCUGGACCAGAUUGUGCCACAGUAUCUCGGCGUCUCUAAUCUGUGGCCAAUGAAUAAAUACACAAAGGCGAUCGAAAACAUUAAGGUCAUUCGCAAAGUCCAAGAGGAAAACGCCAAGGAGAACCAAACCCGUGCAACCAAGGCUGAGGCAGACAUGGUUAAACUCUCGGACAAGAUCGAAGCCUACCGCACCGAACAUGAAACGGCUGAGGCUGCAGCCAAAGAAGCACUCAAAAAGAACAGGGAGGCAUACGCGCACGCCGCAAAAUAUGAGCAGGUUGUUGCUCAACUCCAAGGCAAACGCAUGAUGGAGGAGACCGACCAGGAGCUGCAGGUCAUGAUGGAACAGUAUGGCGAGCGUACGCAGUACCGUAGCUAUCAAACAUCUCUGCAACAGAAUCGCACAUCUUUGGGUACCAAACAGAGCGAAGUCGGCAAGCACCAAGCAGAAAAGGACCAACACGCUCGCAACAUCCAGAAGCGUGCAAAUCUCAUCAAAGAAACGGCCCGGCGACAUGGCAUCCGAGGCUUCGAUCUUGACGUGGACGAGACGCAGGUGGUCGAGUUCCAGCAGAUAUUGCGAAAGCUAUCGCGUGAUCAAAACAAAGCCCUCGAACAUGCCGUUAACCGUCUCAGCGAAGAGAAGGCAGGUCUAAACCAGCGUAAGGACCUGUCCAAGUCACAAAUUACUGCCAACGACAAGCGGAUCACGGAGUUGCAGAAGAUCAUGAGUAACAUUCGAGCGACCGAAAAAGACCUUGACAAGGCGAGCGCAGAUGCCGAUAAUGCCGACUACGAUACCCGGAUUCAAAACAUCGAGAACACCGUUCAUAGACUUGAGAAUCAGAAGGAGCGUUUGGACACAGAGCUGGUCGAGGCCACACAAAACAAACUCAAGGAGACAAAACAGAGCCUUUCGACGAUGAACGCAUUCCGAGAUGUCCUUGCUCAGAAGAACAACGAUGUGAAAGAUGCGGAAGAGAAGCAUUCUGAGCAGAAGAAUAAGCGCGCAGAGUAUACUAAGUACAAGAACGUGGUCCUUGACGCUAUUCGAAAGGAAGAUAUCACAGAUUUCGACGACACUUUGUCAGAACUCGAGUCGGACUUCGGGGCUCAAUUAAAGUACUUUGAAGCUUGCCUUGACACCGCAGAAACACACAAUCAAUGUCGACUGUGCAUGCGAACGUUGAAGGACGACAAGGCCGAAGGGUUUACCAAGGCAGCAUUUCUGAUCAGGGUCAAGAACAUGGUCGCAAAGGCUACUCAGAAUCUUGACGCAAAUAUCGACGACGUACAGGCCGAAUUGGAGAAAGUACGAAAUGCGAAGCCUAGCUACGAAUUGGCAAAACGCGCCGAGGAAGUUGAACUCCCUGCACUCAAGGCGGAGCAUGAGAAGCUCGUCACAAUCAAUGAAUUGAAGGAGUCCAAAAGGGAGAUCGACUCCUCUUACGACGAAGCCCGCGAGCUGGAAGAUCGUGUCGUCGCUUUAAAGAAAAAGCAGAAAACGAAGCUACAAAAGGUGAACACAGAGAGCCGGACUGCGAAGGCGGAGCUUGCGGCCCUUAGCGGCGAGCGCGAAAAGUUACGAAAGACCGUUAGCACACUUGAGCUGCGCAUUCGCGAUAUCAAUGCCGAGCUCAGCGCUGCACAAUCGAGCCUCAAAGAGAAGCGCAAUCUGGCAGAACGCAUCGAGGAAUUCAAGAACAGUAAUACUGAGCAACGAGAGGUCAUUCGAAGUCUCGAAACCGACCUGCUGGCCCUGGACCCCGAGUUGGAGCGAGCUCAAGCAACGUACAAGGACGUGAAUCGACGCGGCAACGAACGAGUCAAUCGUGUGCAAGAAGAAGCGUCCAAGCUGUCUGACAACAUAUCUGCGUACAUUGACAAGGGUGGCCCGCAGCGUCUGACUCGAGCCCAACAUGAGAUUGAGAUUCUUCUUGUCGACAUUAAACAGAUCGAAGACGACAUGUCACGUGUCGCGCGCGAUGUCAAGAAGAUAGAAGAAGCUCUGAGUAGUGUCGAGCACACAAAGCAAUCGAUUUUCGACAAUCUUCGAUACCGAAAGGCCAAGCGAACUUUAGAAACCCUCGCAAAGGAAAUUGAAGCUUUGGAAAAACAAAAUGCCGAGGCAGAUCAAGCGCAUUGGACUGCAGAGGGAGACAAGUGGGAUGCUGAGUAUCAGCUAUUGCAUGUACGAGUCAUCGAGCUGAGCACCACGAUGAAACAGCUCGACAUGCAACUCGUUCAAGACACCAAGGAGUACAAUAAGUAUUACAAGAACGCGGCGAACGACUACCGCAAGGCUCACAUCACAGUGGAGACCACGAAGGCGGCCUGUGAUGAUCUAAGCCGAUACGGCAGCGCGCUUGAGCAGGCAAUCUUGAAGUUUCACACGAUCAAGAUGGAUGAGAUCAACAAGAUUAUUGACGAGCUCUGGCGCAAUGCAUACCAAGGAACCGAUGUCGACACUGUGCGGAUCCGUUCCGACAACGAUGGCGGCGCCCGGAACCGCACCACCAACUACCGCGUCGUUAUGGUCAAGCGCGACAACGAGAUGGAUAUGCGUGGCCGCUGCAGCGCUGGGCAGAAGGUCCUCGCGUCUAUUGUGAUUCGCCUCGCUCUCGCCGAAUGCUUCGGUACCAAUUGUGGGCUCAUCGCACUCGAUGAGCCAACAACCAAUCUCGACCAGCAGAACAUUAGAGGGCUCGCCGAGAGCCUUUCCCAAAUCAUCCAGAUCCGCCGCAAGCAGGCCAACUUCCAGCUGUUGGUCAUCACGCACGACGAACAGUUCUUGCGCGAGAUGAACUGCGCAGACUACACUGAUGUCUAUUGGCGCGUGGGCCGGGAUAAAGAGCAACAGAGCUACAUCGAGCGCCAGAAUAUUGCUGAGUAUGUAUUUACUGUGAGCGAUAAUGACUACGACCUUAUCCGCUUGGCCGGGAUAUUGAUCCUUGACACGUCACAAGACGACGGUCACUACGAAUCAGCAUGGCCAAGUGUUGGUCACUGGUAUAACCAUGUCCGCGGGAAGGGCAUGAUCAAGCGCGAGGCGUAUUCCUCCAUAGUUGAAUACUUCAAGACCAUCAAGGAAGAGAUCUCCAGGGAAGAAUUCGCGCUCCCUGUCUUUCUACGCGAGGACUGGCAGCCUGAUUACGACGUAGAGACUACCGGGCACUGGCCCUGGAAGCUAAAAAGGUAUUGCCAAGACUACCAACGCUAUUUGCAAGAGACAAUGAGUCCAGAUCACCCUCCCGACGAAGAGGACAAUGAUGCUAGGUUCAUCGCCGUCUCGGAUGCCACCUGGGAUGCUCUGGAGAUGCUUGAGUACAAGACAUGGCGUGUCUCAUUUGUUGAUAAUCUUCUCAAGCAGAUUCGCCGCUACGUAUGGUCCAUCAUCGACAGUUCUUGCUGUCGCUUGGGCGCGGGGAGCGGUGGGAGGAGGGUGAAAGGAUCUUGCGGAUUCACCUACCAGAUCUGUUUAUGUAGAUAA